GACGCAACGUCGUUCAGUGCGGUUUUGGAGUUCGUAGUCUCUGGUCGUGAUCGUGCCGUUGUCGGAAAACCAAUCCCCCAAACUCCGAGCAAUUCGUUCAAUAGCGUGUGUGUGAGUGUUUUAGUUAUUGUGUGAAUGCGAAUAAACGUGUGUUAGUAUUAGCCUUUGAUUGGAUUCAAUCAACUCGCAGUGAAUUGUGCGCAAAGUGCAAGGAUCCUCAACCGAUAUUGCCAAAGAAAAGCAAGAGCAUAACCUCAGCUCCAUUUGGAGUUUCAGUUAGCAGCCAUGCUGACAACAACGAAGGAUAAAUCAUCGCUGCUGCAUGUCGCCUUAUUGGCCGCAUUAAGCUCACUGCAGCUUCAUUGUCAUGCCGCCUACCCAUACUAUGGCACAAAGAUCGGCGCACUUACACGACUUCACCAUGGCGUUUCCGGUGACGUUUAUGCCGUCGACUCGCGUACGAUUUUCAUAAAGAAAUUUAAUUACGAUGGCGAAGCUCCAGCUGCCUACUUCUAUGUCGGCAACACAGCACGUCCCAGCAACGAAGGCGCUGCUCGCCUUAGAGACGAAAAGGGCGGAACCGCUGCAUUGACGCGCCGUUAUCGCAACAAGGACAUUACUCUAUCGCUGCCUGAAGGCAAGACGCUUCGUGACGUCAAGUGGUUUUCGGUGUGGUGCGAUGAGUUUGCAGUCAAUUUCGGAGAUGUGGCUAUACCAAACAGCCUGGACUUUCCACGCCCGCAAAAAAUAAGCGCCCUGAGAGGUGUUCAUGGCGUUUCCUCUGACAACAUUGUCAUCGUGGAUGCCCAGACUCUAUUGGUUCCAAACUUUAGCUACGAUGGUGAAGCACCAGAUGCUAAGUUCUGGGUAGGUCGUGGUCAGCGUCCGACAUCAGAUGGCCUAAGAAUACCGGACGAGAACGGUAAGGAGAAUCCGUUGCGUCGCUACGACCGGAAGACAAUUGUAUUAACGCUUCCCGAAGAUUUGACCAUCUUUGAUAUCGGUCAUUUUGGUGUCUGGUGUGAGGCAUUCACCGUUGACUUCGGUCAUGUGCGUCUGCCUGAAGGUCUCAAUGUGCCGCCCUCGCUAAAAAUGCUGGGCAUAAGUCCACAGUCGAAGCUAAACUGUGAGGUGCUUUAUGAUGAUCUGGCUUUUGAAGUACGCUGGGCCGUGGCCGGUGAGAGCAUCGUCGUGCAAUUGGUUGCUAAAUUGGAUCCCAACAAUUACAUGUCCUUUGGCAUUUCACCCAAUAAAAAUAUAAGUCAAAUGAUUGGCGCCGACGUUGCAGUGGCCUGGGUUGAUCCUGAAACUGGCAACGGCUUUGCUCAGGAUUAUUAUCUGGAAGGAAAGGCACAAUGCUCAGGUGGACGCGGUGCCUGCCCAGAUGUCAAAAUUUUACCAAACACAAACUCUAUUCGGUUGCUUAAUGCUGCUAUGGUAAAUGGCUACUCAAUUGUUACCUAUCAGCGUUCGCUUGCUGCCACGGAUAGUCUGGACUUGCCCAUCUCAGUGACUGAUGCGGAAUCCGCUGUCUGGGCCAUUGGACCACUGAAUGACUACAGAGAGGUCUCCUUCCAUACCUACUACAACAAGCAUUUACAUCAUAUUGAAUUUGGUCGUCAACCUAAAUGGAAUUGUCCUUUGCCUGAGGGAGCCAAGUCGGGCAUCAAUUCCGCCGAACAGGAGGAUGAAGUCACCCAAAUUCCCCACAGCUUCGCUGGUGGUGCUGGAUAUCCUCCCGCCGGCCGUCCCUUGAACGUUGAGCCCGACGAGGAGUUUUAUGAGAAUCGAGCCCAAGCACUUCAUCGCACAACUCCCGUACAUGCUCCACAAAAACAGCAGGUGGCCGCGCUAUCCACACAACAUCGCUCAGUGCCUACGCCCAGGCCGGUCAACAGUAAGGAUGCCUGGGAUAUUCCUGCUAUUCAGUGCCACGAACCCGAAGAUGGCGUCUUCUACGCCCAAAUGGGUCCAACAGGAGGCAAGCAUGGCUAUCCGGCAAUAACAGGUCACGUUGGGUGGGGCAUCUCGUGGUACAUUAAUGGUUUGCUCAUUCCCGAGCUCCAUGUAGUGAGAGGCAGGACUUAUACAUUCGUGGUGGAAGGCGGCAAUAAUCCUGACAUACCCGCCAAGUAUCAUCCAUUCUACAUCAGUGACGAUCCUGUUGGAGGUUACGAGCAUAAGCGAGAGGAAGAAAAAAAGGCCGUUCGCAUCUUUGCUGGUGUACAUAGAUCCAGAUCCGGACAGGUCACCCCCACCGGAGUGGGUCGUCUGUGCAACUGGACUCCUGAUGUGGAAGGACCACCAGCUGAUGAUUAUCAAUCAUUUGGCGCGUACCAGCGUACACUUACACUAAAAUGCGAUGCAGGAGAACCAGGCGUGAUCAGCUGGAAGCCGGAUAAAAAUACGCCGGACACCGUUUACUAUCACUGUUUUACGCAUCGCUAUCUGGGCUGGAAGAUUCAUGUGCACGACUCGUGCAAUGGCAUUAGUGGUGGUGAUGGUAUAGGUGCUGCUUCAGAUCGGUACGAGACACGUGAACCGGCGCCCAUCCGAGAAGACUACACCGCCGAGUCAUCGAUACGUCACGAAACCAAGGUCAGCCCCAACGAUAAUUUUUUAUUGAAGCACCAAACCGAUUUGAUUAAGAAUCACAAUAUGAACGGAACACCGCCUAAACUGAGUUUUGAAAUAACAAAAUCUUCGGAAAUAACCAAAUUGAUUUCAGAUGGCAUCCGCGCUGCUGAAGCUCUCGAGGAGAGCCUACUAAGGAACCAGUCCAUCGCCUCUGAAGCCGCUGAACCACCGACUCACAAUAACGAUAAAAGCGGCACUAACAACAACGGUGACAUUAGUAACAACAAUGUCGCUACAAGAAUACCAUCUAUACCAUUGCUGGCACAAACCAGACCCGAGAUUUUACAUGGUGAAACUCAAACUCAUUCGUUGAAAUCAUCAUCAUCUCAAACAUCCCCAUCUUCGUUAUCGGUCCAUCCAAAACUGCCCAUCUUUGCUGCUCCACAUUCACCGUCUGUUAUUGUCAACUCCCAUUUGCAUCAACGUCUCAAAUAUCCGUAUAUGCACCAUGCAAAUUUUCCACUGCCUCAUGCAUACGCACAUGCACAUCAUCACCAUCACAAUACCCAUUUGACCAUACACCAUCACAAUCUUACCAGUAAUAUUCCAGCCCUGGCACAGAAAACUAUUAGCCUCUCGGAGUAUCUUCGUCCUCCUCAAAACGCACCGCUGUUCCACCCCGUUAAGCUACCGGGACGUCGACCAUAUCCUGGACCCCUUAAGAAGGUGCCCGCCUCCCGCCCUCUGCCGGGGCCAGGGUCAGGCACUGGCACCGUGCCGGUGCUAUCACAGCAGCAUUCUCCAAUAGGUGGCAUUCUUCCGCAGUCAUCGGUAAUUGUCAAUCAUUAUCAUAAGCCAGUGCAUGGACUGCUGAAGCCCUUCCUCAAAGAAAAACAUUUCCCCAUACAACCGAUAGCCGCUUCAGUGCUUCUGUUGGGUCAGCCCACCGAGCUUAACGGAAAAGGUCAGCGCAUUAAAGAAGCCAUAGAUCGUUUUAAUGUUAAGGCAAAACCCAUUGUUCCCGUCCCAGUCGCAGUCCCAUAUGUUGACCUCGAACCACAGGGAUCUCAUAAGAGUACUUCCUUCUUUAAUGUAAAUGGCAAAGUGGACCAGAAGCCACUCUUAACAAUGAGCAACACAACCACGAUAACAAUACCACUUAUCAAACACCAAAUACCGGAUGAGCCAUCACCUCAACAAAUUGCCAGCAUGCGCCCAGCAAUCAAUCAGGGCUUUAAACCAGACUCAGUCGUCGUAGAGAGUGGAUUUCGUCCAAUCGUACGCAACGAUGGCACCGGAGUGCAGUUACCGCAAGAGCUGAUCGAACAGGUGGCCCAUAGGCGCGAAGAUCCUGGCACUGAAAUCGAUGAGGUCAUGGAAACAGAUACACUUUUCCUUACCACCCAGCAAGGUGGCAGUGAGUCUCAGAGCUUUGAGCCUAUUUUUAUACCAUCGCCACUUGACAGCACCAAUGCCACCCGAUUGACUACUUCCAAUAUGCCACAAGCAGUUGUUGAUCCAGUUGCUUCUGCAUCGCCUUUAAAAUUACCCUCCUCGGCACUGACUCACUCACUGCCAUCGGCGGCUCAAUUGCGUAAACCUUCUCUAGAAGAGCUCUUUCAAGAGAAUAGUGAUGAUGAGGAGACCCUAACUGAUGCCGCGGACCAAAUGGAAGACGUACUACAAGCUACUAACCCGCCAUUUGUGGUUUCAAAGGAGCAAAACUCGGUUGAAUUAUUCGACGCACAUUCAGACUACGACGAUUUGGCCAACCUUUUCGCUACCGAGGAAGAAGAGAACCAGCAAGCGCAUGCACAGGCACAAGAUUCAUUAGCUGACGAUAAUGAAACUGAAACAGAUGACAAGAUAGCGCAAGCUGCUGAACGCAUUGACACAUACUAUUUACCACCAGAUAAUCGAAAGAUCCCGCAUGCCAGCAUCCCCAGUGGGGCUGUGUACACUUUCGAUGGCAAGUCUGUGGUGGACAGCACUCUUGUUUUGCCACCCAAACUGGAUGCACCUGACGUAAGUCUAUCACGGCACACAGACUACGGACUUACAGCAUCAGAGAAACUUGUUCGCACCACCCCUCAACUUGGUGUUUAUCGUGGAGAAUUACCAGAGGACUUCCUUUCAACAUUGCAGCCGGUGGGCCAGCCAGUGACGGACCGCACAAACGAUCAUAGGGUUGCCUUUGGUGCAAGCAGUACUUCUGUGCUUCCUGGUGCAGAUAGCCCAUAUGAAACCCAAUCGCCCUCAUCACCACCAUUAACAUCAUCACUUCGACCCAUAUCAACCAAGUUGCACUUACUUAAGCCCGAUAUUAACAAGAAUAGCACGUAGAGUUGGGCAUACAGGUGUAAAAUAGUUUAAUUCAUUGAUUAGGUAAGCAUUCUUAACUGCAAGCAGUUACCAUUUGAAUUUAUACUCAUAACCAUUCAACAUACAUAAAUAUACAAUAAUCAAUCC
This is a messenger RNA of Drosophila sulfurigaster albostrigata, 5046 nucleotides long. It is a transcript of the gene Skeletor, whose product is annotated as protein Skeletor, isoforms B/C. Bases 286 to 4920 code for a protein of 1544 amino acids. The record is from RefSeq and is a predicted model, not a curated record. The transcript has 7 exons. NCBI's taxonomy places the organism in Eukaryota, Metazoa, Arthropoda, Insecta, Diptera, Drosophilidae.